AUGGCUCGAAACCGGAAGACCAGCGCAAUCAAGAAACUUCCCUGCCCCUUUCCGAGAUGCAAGGAGCGUUUCAAAACCGACUAUGGCCGAACCAACCACGUCCGGGCCAAGCAUGCCAGUCUCGCAGGGCACCAAAUGCCAGCAGCACCAUCGCCAGCAGCAUCUCGUCGGAGUUGCAGUCCUGUCAGUUCUGAAGGUGGACUGUCUCCGAACGGGUGGGACAACCAUGGCCACGAACAUAUUCCACAAUCCUCACCGUCUCCGCCCCCGCCUCAGGCUCCCCGCCCAAAGUUAAAACGAAAACGCAUUCCAUUUCUUCAAGGAAUUCCAUGUAGCAUCAAUGGCGAUCCUCUGCCUUCCGACACUCCACCUCCGCCACGCUAUACACCUGACAGCACCGAUUGGACCCCCUUCGACGGAGAACUGCAAUUCAACUUAACUGACUUCCUUUAUCGACGUGUCGAGAUGUCUCAAGCCAAUAUCAACACCCUUCUCGAGAUGUGGGCAUUGUCCCUGAUGCAGCACGGCAGCACAGGGCCAUUUGAUUCAUACCAACACAUCUACGACACUAUCGACAUGAUCAACGAUGGCAACGCACCUUGGAAAUGCUUCAAGGCCAAUGUUAAUGAAGACCUUGGGGACGAUGCUCCAGCCUGGAAGAACCAAGAGUAUGAGGUGUGGUAUCGGGAUCCCGACACGGUUUUGACAAACCUGUUGGACAACCCUGACUUCGAUGGAGAGUUCGACACUGCGGCUUAUGUUGAAUUUGAUGAGAAGGGUCAACGGCGAUGGAGUGAUUUUAUGUCUGCUAAUUUUGCAUGGAAACAAUCGGAAAAGAUAUACCGUGACAAUCCAGCGACGGAAGGCGCCAUGUAUGUUCCCCUGAUACUAGGCAGUGACAAGACAACCGUAUCUGUUGCAACCGGCAAUAUCGAAUAUCAUCCACUCUAUCUGUCAAUCGGGAAUAUUCAUAACUCGGUGCGCCGAGCACACCGACAUGCCGUUGUUCCUAUUGCCUUCCUUGCUAUCCCAAAAAGUGACCGUAAAUACGACAACGACCCUGACUUCCGGCGCUUCAAACGUCAGCUAUACCAUUCGUCAAUUUCAGCAAUAUUCCAAAGUAUCAAGGACGCAAUGACCACACCCGUUAUCCGUCGGUGCCCAGAUGGCCACUACCGCAGGGUCAUCUACGAUUUUGGCUCAUUCAUCGCGGACUACCCAGAGCAAGUUAUGCUCGCGGGUAUUUGCCAAGGGUGGUGUCCACGAUGUACGGUCCUCCCGGCAAAUAUGGAAGGAGUUGGUGGUCCAAGAACGAACGAGCUAAUUGACGCCAUCCUCGAAAAUGGAUUCAGUCAUCAAGAGAUCUGGGACAACUAUGGAUUUGACUCCACAGUCGUCCCGUUCACCCGGGACUUCCCUCGCGCUUGCAUUUACGAGAUUCUUACCUCGGAUUUGUUGCACCAGGUGAUAAAAGGGACAUUCAAAGACCAUCUCGUUACCUGGGUGGAGGACUACUUGUACCUAGCGCACGAGAAGGCAGAAGCUGACGCCAUCAUGGACGAGAUCGACCGACGUCUGGCAGCUGUCCCAUCCUUCAGUGGGUUACGAAGAUUCAAGCAGGGGCGACGAUUCAAACAGUGGACUGGGGAUGACUCAAAAGCACUGAUGAAGAUCUACCUUCCUGCAAUCAACGGACUCGUACCCAGCGACAUCGUCAAGUGCAUCUCGGCGUUUAUGGACUUCUGUUUCCUCGUACGACGGAACGACUUUGACCCACAAGCCCUUGCAAAGAUCCAAGAAUCACUAGCUGCCUUCCACAAGCACCGCGAAUUUUUCCGCAAGGCCGGCGUGCGUGCGGAUGGCUUCUCCUUGCCACGCCAACACUCGCUUGUUCACUAUCGCGACCACAUCAUCAACUUUGGUGCACCCAACGGACUAUGCUCUUCGAUUACCGAAUCUCGCCACAUCACUGCUGUCAAGCGACCUUGGAGACGGUCUAGCAGGUUUGAAGCGCUAGGACAGAUGCUCCUCACCAACCAACGGCUCGACAAGCUGGCUGCGAUACGAGCUUCUUUUAUUGCCCGAGAGAUGAUUCCGCCCGAUCGCCUUCCACCCCAACCGACAAUCACAAAAGCGACAAACACAGACUGGGAGGACGACGACUUGGAUGAACCUGAUGAGGGUGUAGUGGAUGGGGAAGAUGUGUUGGCUGAUGUUAACCUAGGGAGGACUCGAGAGGGUCGCUUUUUCUCGGCUGAUGAGGUGGCGGCGGAACUUGAUUUGCCGGCCUUUCCUCAACUUCUCCGGAACUUCCUCCACGAUCUCACCCACCCUCAAGACAGUAAUGACAGUGACGACCAGUCGGACUGGGAAGACAACGACAUCUUGGACUCAAUACCAUCAAUCACAACCUUUCGUUCAGCAAUCGCGACCUUCUACGCCCCGAGUGACAUCAGUGGGAUCCGAGGGAUGAAACGAGAGUGGAUCCGAUGCACUGAAUCAUGGCGGAACUCGGGUCCUCGUCAUGACACCGUUUUUGUCGUCCAGAAUGAGGAGAAACCAGGGUUCCGUGGGCUCGCCGUCGUUCGAGUAAAGAAAUUUAUUUCAUUCACCUUCGAGGGCACCACUUACCCAUGUGCGGUUGUUGAAUGGUUCAAGAAGGUUGGACGCGCACCAGACAAGGAUACUGGGCUUUGGGUAGUUGAGCCUGACAGCUCUAUUAAUGGUAGAGAUCGUGAUGUUACUAUCAUUCACAUCGAUUCUAUUCUCCGUUCGGCCCACUUAAUUCCUCGCUUUGGCCCAGAGCCUAUCAUGUCAACAGGAUUCAAACACAUAUGGACUCUCGAUGCAUUCAAUAGCUACUUUAUUCGCAACACUCUGGAGCAAGGACCAUCGAAAUAUAUGACAACUACACCAGAGAGCUCACCUAUCCAUGUUCCUCCACGUCGUUGCCAUCUCGAUCCAUCCAACCCAGUGACACCAACAAAACCUCCCAGCAUCUUCGAUCCCGACGGCCCAACCCCCGAACCAAUCAAAUUCCCUCCCCUACGGUGCAAGCAUCAAGUUAUGAGAAGCAACGAGCAGGACAUGCCAAGGAUUAAGCGGGACUUCGAGGAAGCAGUCAACGCUGAGAUCGUUCCGAGUUCUGAUACUGAAGAAGAGUCUCAGCCUGCAGUCUAUCAGGCGAAGCCAUCCAAAAUACCUCGCCUGUCCGAUCUCGAGCAAGAUGCACGCGAUCUUCAGGAAGAUAUCAAAGAGAAAAUCAAUGCUCUGACGGAUGUCAAGUGUCAACAGACCAAAUCGGAGAUCGCUUUACUGCAGGCCAAGCUUAUUCUCGUUCGUAGCCAGAUGUCAUUGCUUAACAACUGGGUAUCUUUGCUGGAGGACACAUUGAAAGAAAACCGAAUUCCAUUCCCUCCUUAUCCACUGCCAAAAACUUGA
This is a messenger RNA of Coprinopsis cinerea okayama7#130, 3441 nucleotides long. RefSeq lists its product as hypothetical. The transcript has 10 exons. NCBI's taxonomy places the organism in Eukaryota, Fungi, Basidiomycota, Agaricomycetes, Agaricales, Psathyrellaceae. The coding region runs from base 1 to 3441 and encodes 1146 amino acids. The record is from RefSeq and is a predicted model, not a curated record.